Messenger RNA from Ciona intestinalis (vase tunicate), 1166 nucleotides. The record is from RefSeq and is a predicted model, not a curated record. Lineage: Eukaryota; Metazoa; Chordata; Ascidiacea; Phlebobranchia; Cionidae.
UAUUUACAUGUGCUGAAUGGUAGUGUAGGGUCGCAUCAUUUUUUGGAAUCAGAGAUCAACUUUAUGAGUUGUGUCAGCGUAAACGAGUUUUGAAAGUUGUGCUGUGUUUUAUAUAGCCAAGUAUUUCUUAAGGUCAUGUCUUCCCCAAAGAAAAGCACAGAUGGUAAAAUGGAAGUAAAAUGUUGGGGUGAGGGUUGGGGUUUGCCUUCUUUAGACCCUGAUUGCUUAUCAGUGAUAGCUUAUGCCAAUCUUGCAAAGGCACCAAUUGAGGUUGUGCCAGCACUUCCAAAAGAUACAAUUACUGGGUCCCUUCCGGAGCUUCAGAUUGAUGAGUUUAUUUAUCCUCGAGCGUUUACUAUUAUUGGAAUUUUUAGGCGUGAAGGCUACAAUGCUGAUUACAGUUUAUCACAAAGUGAAAAUGCCGACACACUCGCGUUUCUUUCAUACAUUGAACAGAAACUGAAACCUGCUAUUCUAUAUUCACUAUGGAUCGAUGUGAGAAACUUUAACAAAGUAACACGACCUGCUUAUGGAAAAGCUUGUGGUUUCCCGUGGAGUCUAUGGUACCCUUCAAGGCUUGUGAAGUCAUAUACAAACCAGCUUUGGCUUUCAAAAGGUGGUGAGAGCUUCACAUGUAUUAAGGAAGUAGAAAAAGUGAUUUACAAAGAUGCUCAUGACUGCUUGAAUGUCUUGGAAAGCAGAAUGAGUAGCACAGAUUAUUUUUUUGGUGAUUUUCCAACCACAAUUGAUGCAGUACUAUAUGGACAUCUAGCUGUGUUAUUGCAUGCCCCUCUGGUAUCUACUGAACUGCAGAAUCACUUGAAUUCCUGUGACAAACUUCGUGCUUUUUGCGCACGAAUGUCGCUAUUUUGUCCGUCAUCGUCCAGCCUACCUACACAGGUCAAAUCAAACAGUGAAGAUCAAAUAAUUAACAGAGAUAAGAUAAUAUCGAUUGCUGUAGCGGUUACAGCUAUGCUUGUUUAUGCUCUUACCAGCGGUGUGCUUACAGCUCGGAGAAGUAAACUCGCUACAAAACUUAAACAACUGAAUGAGUUUGAUGAAUUCGAACAAAUGGAUUGAUCGUGUACCUAUAUAUCAACUCAAUAAUUGCUUUGUAAAAGCUCUGACUUAAAAGUUUCAUUAAAAAUAACUAUGUUCAAAUUUCA